This is a messenger RNA of Eubalaena glacialis (North Atlantic right whale), 2588 nucleotides long. It is a transcript of the gene HAUS2, whose product is annotated as HAUS augmin like complex subunit 2. The coding region runs from base 52 to 714 and encodes 220 amino acids. The record is from RefSeq and is a predicted model, not a curated record. Gene Ontology annotation, cellular component: centrosome; mitotic spindle microtubule; HAUS complex. NCBI's taxonomy places the organism in Eukaryota, Metazoa, Chordata, Mammalia, Artiodactyla, Balaenidae. Gene Ontology annotation, biological process: centrosome cycle; spindle assembly; microtubule nucleation. The transcript has 6 exons.
GCGGUGCGUUCGGCUCACUCUCCGCGCCACCCGGAAAGGUGGCUCCCAGCCAUGGCUGCGGCGAACCCCUGGGACCCGGCGUCCGAGCCAAACGCUGCGGGGCUACUGCUGGGCCAUUUCGUAGCUUCGGGGUUGGUUACUCAGGAGAUGUUAAAUAUAUCUAAGAAAUCAACUUCUUGCUUUGUGAACUUCUCCAGACUACAGCAGAUCACAGAUAUUCAAGCUGAAAUCUACCAGAAAAACCUGGAAAUUGAACUCCUAAGACUAGAAAAAGAUGCAGCAGAUGUUGUCCAUCCUUCCUUUUUGGCUCAGAAGUGUCAUACUCUGCAAAGCAUGAAUAAUCAUUUGGAAGCAGUGCUAAAAGAAAAGCGGUCCCUCAGGCAAAGACUGUUGAAACCCAUGUGCCAAGAAAACUUGCCUAUUGAAGCUGUUUAUCACAGAUACAUGGUGCAUUUGCUGGAGUUGGCAGUAACUUUCAUUGAGAGAUUAGAAGAUCAUCUUGAAAUAAUUAGAAAUAUCCCUCAUUUAGAUGAAAAUCUAAAGAAAAUGAGCACAGCUUUAGCAGAGAUGGAUAUUUUGGUGGCUGAGACAGCAGAACUGGCAGAGAAUAUACUCAAGUGGCGAGAACAACAGAAGGAAAUUUCCUCUUGUAUCCCCAGAAUAUUAGCUGAAGAAAAUUUUCUUCAUAAGUAUGAUGUUACAGUGCCUCCUUAACCUUUUACUUCUGAAGUUAAUGUUCAAACUAUUAAUGCAAAGUAAUUAUCAGCUUUUUAUUUUUGUUUAAUUAUAUGUAGUCAUGUGAAGUCCAUUUCUAGUCAAUUAUAACAUGGGUAUUUAUAGACUUUGCCACUAGCAAUACUGAAAGAGCCCUCUUUAUAUUGAAAUACCAAGAUUCCAAGUUCAUUAAGACAAAACUGAAUUUUCCUUUGUUUUUCAUGUAUUUUCAUUCCACUUUUCAAUAAAACUCAAAUAUAACUAUGAUAAUUAACGUGAGUACAUUAACUAUAUCUUAGGCAGCAGACUUUAUUAUGUUGUUUUUUUAAAAAAUGCUUGUUUCUGUGUUAGAAGAGUCUUGAAUCUGAAAGUAUGUUGCUUAUCCCUGUGAGAUUGUCACUAAGUAUGCAAAAAAGAGCAAAAUAGCAGACCUGACCGCUAUCCUUUGAAAGGCCUGCUUGUAAGGUUGGUCCUUGGCUGGCAUCUGGGAACUUAGAUUUCUAGGGUUCCCCCCACUCUCACUGAUAAGAGUUGCUCGCUGUGACUAAGGCGUUUGUAGAGUGUGGUUUAUGCUGAACACCAGCUUUCUUCCUGGGGGUCUAGAAUUUUGGUAUGUGCUAGGCAGAAGGUACCUAUGUGACUAGCCCGCAAUAAUAACCCUGGCACUGCAUCUUUAAUGAGCUUUUGUGGUAGACAACAUUUCACACAUGUCACAACUCAGUUGCUGGGGGAAUUAAGCACAUCCUGUGGGACUCCACUGGCAGGGACUCUGGAAGAUUGUGCCUGGUUUCCCCCGGACUUUGCCCCAUACACCUUUCCCUUUGCUCUUUUGCUUUGUAUGCUUUUGCUGUAGUAAAUCAUAGCCAUGAGUACAGUUAUAUGCUGAGUCCUAUGACUCCUCCAAGCAUAUCAUCAAACCCAGGAGGUGGGGAGGGGGGUCUUGGGGACCCGACACACUAAGCAAUUCCAGAGGGUGUUCACUGGCAGCCUUAGAAAUAGGCAAAGAAGAAAAGUAGAGCAAAGCAAAGAAAAAGGGACAUUAUUGUAAAACUUAUAGAAGUUUUACCUUACAAAUUGCCCAGAUAUUUUACCUGAGAUUAUUAUGCAUAUAAAAGGGAGUGGUAUACUAACACUAAGUCUCAGGAUGCUUUCAUUUAUAUCAGUAGUACAGCUACCCUUGGCUUAUUUUCAGACUUGGGGUUCUCUUUUGCUUUUUUUUUUUAAUUUUUUUAAUUUUAUUUUAUUUAUUUAUUUUUUUAUUUUUGGCUGCGUCAGGUCUUAGUUGUGGCAUGCGGGAUCUUCGUUGCGGCGCCCAGGCUCUUUGUUGCGAUCCGCGGGCUUCUCUCUAGUUGUGGUGUGCGGGUUUUCUCUCUAGUUGUGGCGGGCUCCAGAGCACAUGGGCUCUGGAGUUUGCGGCACACGGGCUCUCUAGUUGAGGCACGAGGGCUCAGUAGUUGUGGCGUGCAUGGCCCUACGCCAUGUGGGAUCCUAGUUCCCCAGCCAAGGAUCAAACCUGCGUCCCCUGCACUGGAAGGUGGAUUCUUCACCACUGGACCACCAGGGAAGUCCCCUCUUCUACUUUAAGUGGAUGCUUCAAUAUUUUUAUACUGUCCUAUUCUCUGUAUCACUGGAGUUCACUCACCCUUGUAUUCAUCACACUCUUAAAGGCAAGAAGACCUCAACAUAGUGUGAGUUAAGUAGUUGUUCAUAAGGAAACAGGAUCAUUACCCAACACUACCCUGCUAAAAAAACAUGUCUUGAAGCCUAUUUUGCUGACCUUUGCAAAUGGGAUAUAGAAGAGUGGUCAUAAUUUCUUGAACAUUGCCUAGACUCUUUAAGCAAAACUUUUAGUUGUAUUUCAUUAGAAAUCUGUU